Molecule: messenger RNA, 6627 nt
Organism: Paramuricea clavata
Lineage: Eukaryota; Metazoa; Cnidaria; Anthozoa; Malacalcyonacea; Plexauridae
Source: the annotation of a GenBank genome assembly
AUGAGUUCAACUGAAAUGUUUUCUCAACAAAAAGGAUCAAUUCCAUCAAAGUUUGAUCAAUAUCAGCGAAGCCAAUCACAGACAACAGAAGUAUAAAUUUAUAACACGAUACGCUGUUUAUAUUUUUUGAAUAGUUUUUAAAAUUUUACUUUACUAUAAAACAUGUGUUUGUUUUAGGACGAACCACCAAACUACUAUUCAAAAUAUGUAAGCAACCCACCUCUGUUUCCGGCAUCUUCCAAAAACAACAAAUUAACCAGAUCAAUGCAAGCUUUUAUUAAAGAAGAAAAACAAAAUAUUUCCAUGAAAGAAGAAAGGUAACUAGUUCAUUUAUUUCUUCAUAACUUGCCUCUUAUUCAAAAUGAUUUCAUUCCCUUUUUUUGAUAACUGAUAUUCACAAAUAUUUUACAGGGAUAUGCUUCAAACAUUUAUUAAUCUUUUAAAAGACUACACAAAGGAGGUAGGAGUGUGAUAUAAAAUAUUACACACUUCGAAAAUUAUCGAUUUAUUUUAACCUGAAAAAUGGCGUGUUUCUUGAAGGUGGAUUCUUCCUUUACAAAUUUCAAAAGCGAUAUGGAAACCACAUUGCAAGCGAUUGUAAAGAACAUGCAAGACGGAAGCCAACGUAUUGAUGAUAAAGUCUUGAACUGUAAGUGCAAUCAUAGUACAAUGUUGUAGCCAAGAUGCUAGGCGUGUACAGUAUUUAUUUUCCAAUAAUCCCACACCUGAACUAAAUUCACUUGGUUGAAGAAUAUUCGACAUUUCGUUUUUAUUUCACAGUGAAACAAGAACUCGUUUCAAUAAUUGAAGCAAAAGGCAAGGACAAACAUGAAAAACGAGAAUUAAACGAGAAUAUUUCUGAAGUAAGUCUUCUCCGCAGACGCUUUGAAAAAGUCUCUCCACAGAGAAUUUGGUUAUAAGUUCCGUUUAAUUUUUACCAAGCAUGUUUGAAAAACGUUUUAAUUUAUUUGAUUCAGUUGAUUGAAUGUAUAAAAUAACAAUUGUAUCUUUUCAGCAAUCUGGUACAAUCAAAGUCUUGGAAACGAAGGCAGGAAUCCUAGAAAAACAAUUAGAUGAAAUGAAGAAUAAGGAAUCCGCUUACAUUGAUCAGAAGUCAAAAUUCCAGGAAUUGGAACAGAAGUACUUACAAUGUAUUAACCAAUGGAAUGCAAACCAAGCUUUGUGUCUUGGAAACACUCCACCAUCAUCACAACACACUGAUCCUUUCUGUGGCUACCAGAUCCCUCCCCUUCACCACAAUAAGGCAGAUCCAGGAACCUACAAGACUUUUCCCAACGGAGGUCCUUCAUCUGGCUACGGGUACAAUCCCUGGCAAACAGGACAGACAAACGAUUACUACAACCCUGCGAGAAACAACCCAUUACCACCAGAUCCUGUGGUUUACCAAAAACUACCAGUACACCCAAUGGUCAACCCAACACUACCAAUACACCCAAUGGUUAACCCAAAUCUUCCCUAUGCAAAUAAUAGUACAGUGACUUGUACACCAAAUCCAUCAUACUCCAUCAUACUGGCUACCCAGGCAGGAAGUACAUCCACAACAUCACAUUUGGGCACGCAAAAUUCAAUGAGCUGCCAAGUACCUUCUCGAGCAAACCAGUUGUACUCAACACCAAAUAAAAGCACUCCCGUAUCUAGUCACUGCAGCAAAGUUCGCAACACUGGUACGUAUUAUGAUAAAUAUAUAAAGUGAUGAAGAUCCAAGCUUUUUCCACAAAAAAUAAAACAUUAACCUACAUCUUCUUUUACAAAUUUUCUCAGGGUCGCCCACUCCCAGAUCAUGUGGUCUAAAAGUAUCCAGACGAAACUCAAAAAGACCAAAACAAUCUCCCAUGGCGAUGGUCAAACCACAAGUACGGAAACCCCCUCCUUUACUAGACGACGAAAUAUUCGUUGUUGAUGUAAUAGACCCUCCAGAAACCUCCUGGUCGAUGGAAUCUCUGUUAGACAUGGACGACAAGAAUCCAAUCCCGAGCAAGCCGGCCAAUUCUGCAAAGUAUACUCCACAAUCGGAGCCAUUUAUAAGAAAUACACACUCGGAUGUUACGAAGAAAUGGUGUCGACAAGAAGAUACCGUUAAAAGAAAACGUACCUCUGUUUCGAUGCUGGGUAAGCUUAUUUGUAACAUUUUGAAAUUAUCAUCAUAAGUAUGACCAUCAUCACCACAAUAAUCACACAACCAUCACCACCAUUAUAUCAUCACCACCAUACAGGGCCGUACGCAAGAUUUUUUCACCAGGGGGGCAGUGAGGUCUAUAGACCCAUUGCACAUAGCGUCACAGCGCCAGCGACGAUGCAUCUGGAGGACAAAUUAGCAAUCUAUGCAUAAUAUAACUUUUGUAAACGAAGCAAAUUUUGUAAAACUUUAUAAUAAUUUUGUAUUAAAAUGGUUAAUUUUUGCGUUGUAUGUGGUUGUUGUACCCGAACAGAUUUUGUUAGGGAGCAUCUGGAGGACACUCUAAGGAUUUGUGACGUCAGUGCAAUGGGUCUAUAUGCUGAAAAAAGUCCCAAAUAUCCAACGAAUAAUUAAUAAUGACAUUCUAAAAAUCGUAAAUAUAGUUUUCUCGGGGGGGGGGGGCAGUUGCCCCGCUGUGUACGGCCCUGCCACCAUCCCGGCAUGACCAUCACUACCCUCAUCACAAUUUUACAUUGCAGGUUGAUAUUUAUUUUUAGGAGUAUCCAGUGACGACAGUGAAGUCCAAGAAAUUGCAAACUUGUUGAGAGAACAAUCGCGUCAUUUUUCAAAAAGAACUAAAAGUAUGCCGUGAAGAGCACAACAUUUUCAUUCAGAAUCUAUUUUAAAAUUUAAUCUAUUUAAUUAAAUUUGAACUGCGUAAUUGUGUAAAUUAAAUUGGUAAUAUAAUAAAUAUAAAAAUUCUUAAAAUAUGUAAAUAUAAAUUUGUGUAAAUUAUGUAUAUUGAGAAGUGAAUUAAAGGAUUUUUGUUAAGAUUACGAAGUAAAAUAUUUUUUGAUGAAGACUGAUAUCAUACUAGAUUACCGACAACAAAAGGUUGAGAUGUAAACAAGCAAACAUACAUACAGUCACAUUAUGUUAAAAUAUCACGUGAUUGAAAUUGAACAAUAUAAACUGCAUGUGUUCAUUCUCAGGUGCCAACGACGGCACAAGUACCCAGUCCCCUUAUUACGCGGAAUUCAAGAUGGGGGCCAGCAGCAGCAAUGCGAAUAAAGAACAAAUAAAAACUUGGGUAAACGAAGAAAUAAGUUCAAAUCUUGUAGUAAUAUUUUCAAAGACAUACUGUCCGUACUGUAGCAAAGCAAAGAACGCGUUCCAAGCGGCAGGACUUGACAAAUACACUGUACAUGAACUGGAUAAAAGAGACGAUGGCGAUACUAUACUUGACGUUUUGCGAGACAUGACAGGUGCAAGAACAGUAAGGAUUUCAUUAUAUUUACCUUCCUUUGCUUCAGAAGUUCAUGCACUUGCUUGUUGUUUUGAGAAAGUUCUAAGAUGUACCUUUGACGUCGCCAUUUUGUUUUUGAUACUUAUUGCCAUGUUGGGUCUGGUAGCCCUAUCCCCGUACCCCGGAGGACCACUGCACAAAUAGUGAAGAAAAAGUGCUUAUGUAUUUGCUUUAAUUUUCAGGUACCUCGUGUAUUCAUUGAUAAAAAAUUCGUUGGCGGAGGAUCAGAAGUUGAAGCAUUACAGCAAAAAGGAGAACUUAGAUCAAUGCUCGAAGCUUGUGGCGCAUUAUGAAUGAAGUAUUCACUAUAGGAAUAUAAUUAUUAACGGAAAAUAUAUCUGAAUAAAAUAUGUAUCAUUCAAUGUAUGUAAAUAACGCGCGGACAUCUGAAUAAAAUAUUUGUUAUCCGAGGUAUUUAAGCUUUUCCAAACAUGCAUGGUUGGAAAAGUCUUGGGUGUACCCGAUUAAUGAGAUCUAUUUUGUAUGCUGUGUCGAAGUAAAUCCUUACUGUGUCAUUGUGAGCCGUGAUGAAAUGGAGACUCGACAAUUAUCAUAUAAAAUGUAUUAAAUUUAUUAUCAAUAUUUAUUUCAUAUAAUAAACUGCAUGUUAUUGGUAUUUAACUAUUCUAUUACUGUUUCUUGUACUGUAUCUUUUACCACAAUCAGGCGCUUACUCUAAUAAUUUUUAUGCGAAUUUCAAUCAUUAAAUAUACAUUAUUUCAAGACUGCUUAUCGAGCCUGUAUCUGAAUUAUAAGGAUUUAAAUCAUUACGUUCUGAUGAUAUAGAUUGACCAUCUUGCGGAGACGGGGUCUCAUUGUGAAUCUCGUCUUCGGGAGGAUCGUCUGUGUGUGCUAGCUGCCUCAUUUCUAUAUCAUUGUGACUAAUUCUUUUUAUGCGAAUUUCAAUCAUUAAAUAUACAUUAUUUCAAGACUGCUUACCGAGCCUGUAUCUGAAUUAUGAGGAUUUAUAUUAUCACGUUCUGAUGAUAUAUAGAUUGACCAUCUCGCUGAGACGGGGUCUCAUUGUGAAUCUACAAUCAUGGACAAAUUCAUUGGGACAACGAUGCAUCAAACGAAUAGUUUGCGAUGUCGUUUUGCUAACGGUAGUUGUACGCCCCACACCUUCCCCUUCCCCCCACCACCCAAUGUUGUGUGUUGUGGAACGAUGAUGGGUUUCGCCCAACUCACUUUCGUUGUCAACAUUGAUCGGUGGGGGAAGGGGAGGACUGAAACUGAGGCUAUGUAUGGUGUAGACGUAUUUUUAUAUGGGCGUGAACUUUGUCCCAAUGAAAUUAUUCGACGAUUGUAGCUGCCUCAUCUGUAUCAUUACGUGACUAAUUCUUUUUAUGCGAAUUUCAAUCAUUAAAUAGACAUUAUUUCAAGACUGCUUACCGAGACUGUAUCUGAAUUAUGAAGAUUUAUAUUAUCACGUUCAGAUGAUAUAGAUUGACCAUCUUGCUGAGAUGGAGUCUCAUUGUGAAUCUCAUCUUCAGGAGAAUCGUCUGUGUCUGUGCUAGCUGCCUCAUCUCUAUCAUUGUUUAAUGAGUCUGUGGUUUGUUCUGUCAAUACAGCAGAAAUGAUUGCAUUUGAAGAACUAUGCUCUUCUUCAUCAGUUGUCCUCUCUUGAAGAUCUAUAUUUUCAUCUGAAGUAUCUUCUUGUUCGCGUGUGAUACGUGAGCGUGUCUGACUAGAGUCCACCUGCCCCCUAUACCUCGCAGCGAUUCGUGCAGGAUCACUACCAGAGACGGAGCUUGAGUUCUGGGCUGAAGAUUGAGUGAUAUCAAUAUAUACACCAUCUUCAGAAUUAUCAGAAACCGUUCGCUCCAAAGGUGCAUGCUCCAUAGAAGAGGAAAGAGGAUUUCUAACACUUUGGCCUGUAGGGUUGCUUCUUUCCUCGUAGGCAGCGACCUGUAUGUCGCUUGAAUGAUCGAUGGAGGAAGGAUGGGGAGUUCUGAGUGAAGAAUGUCGUAUCACGCGCAUGUUAAUCUCAGUAGGAUUGGAAUUUCUAAAACUUGAACUUCGGCCUGGAGAAUUGUUUCCUCCAUGGGGAAUCGUUUCGCGUGAAGGUGAAUGGGUUCGCCCGGAUCUUAUGUCAAUGCCGGGUUCCGUAUUUUGCUCAGAUCUCGGCUCGUUUAUAUCAUUUGAAGUAGCUUGCUCAGGUCUUGCUUCAAUGUCUUGAUGCGUCAUGCGGUCCAAUUCAUUGGACGUGUAUCCUGGCCGAGUUGUACUGUUUACUUCAUGAGGUCUUUGUCUAACUUGGCUUAUUUGAAGAAGAAUUGGUUCACCUUGUGUCCUCUGAGCUGUGCCAUCAACCACUGCCAUUUGUGCUUCAACAUUUUCAAGCUCGUUUAUAGAACUCGACACCUCAUUCGGUGAACUCUCUCCUGAUUCUGCUCCGCCUGGACUUUGAUUAACGAACCUUGAACUCGAUUCUCCUCUAUACCUCACCCUAGCUUGUCCAUUCACCGUCGCUGCCAUAUUCCUUUCAGUAACGUCAUAUGUCACACGUGACGCAUUAGCAUGUGACGUCAUACCGUGUGACAUCAUAUCAAAUGACAAUGAUUCGUACGAAGGUGGACGAUCAAGAGGGUCAUUUACGGUUGCUCGAGAUGGAUGUUGGGAUAACGGUGCAUCAAUGUGUACACCAAUGCUGUGACUGCGACCCCCGGCAUGAGAGAAUCCUUCAUUGUCGUGUCCUGAUCUGCUAGUAUUCAGUGGAAGCUAGAAAUCAGAAGAACAAAAUUAUUUUAUUUCUACUGCAUAGUUCUAUCGCAGGGCCGCAAUACUGUCCCACUAUAUCACACCAAAAAUACGAACAAGAAAAACAAUUUGGUUACCUGGAUUUUAAAAAAGUGCAGCAAAAAAAUGACACAGAUUAUAAGAAUUCCAAGCAAUAAUGCGAACGCCAUGGCAGAGAACGUCAGCAAGGUUCCAUGAAAACCAACUAAAGAUUUCUGUUGAGCACAUGGCACUGGAAGAAGGACAUUAUCAUUCGCGCUCCUAAGUUUGGUACACUGGCAUUGAGUAGUAGAAUCUUUAGUAACAUCUGAACAUAUGUAGAAACGAUUCUCGAAGAACAAGCGUCUCUGGUGUAUGGAGACAAAAUGAGUGUAAGCUGUGCCAUGUAAGAUAGAACCAACCAGAGCACACGUGAGAAGUGGGAUGCACAGAAAUAGACCAUAUG